Bombina bombina (fire-bellied toad) is the source of this 2461-nucleotide messenger RNA. It is a transcript of the gene MOB3A, whose product is annotated as MOB kinase activator 3A. Gene Ontology annotation, molecular function: protein kinase activator activity. Gene Ontology annotation, cellular component: cytoplasm; nucleus. The transcript has 4 exons. The record is from RefSeq and is a predicted model, not a curated record. Gene Ontology annotation, biological process: signal transduction; positive regulation of protein phosphorylation. NCBI's taxonomy places the organism in Eukaryota, Metazoa, Chordata, Amphibia, Anura, Bombinatoridae. The coding region runs from base 302 to 952 and encodes 216 amino acids.
CCUCCUCAUUUGCGGCGAUACAGAACGGAAGUGCCCUUUACUGUAGACACCGGGAAACGGUAGCGCUACGCUGAACUGCGGAACCCUCUUCUCCAAACCUACGUUGAGCCCGCUUGUUUUUUUGUUUGUUUUUGGGCGGGAAACCGGGUGUUCAGAGUAAACGAGAGGAGAGUGGAAGUCACUGAGGUUUUAUCCAGCGAAGAGUUCUCUGUAAAUUGUGUAUUACAAAAUCAAAGCAUUACAUUUAUUUGGAGAUUUGGAAUAAUAAAUGAGAGGGGGAUAAAACUAUAAAGCAGUUACCAUGUCUAACCCCCUCAAACAAGUAUUCAACAAAGAUAGAACAUUCCGCCCCAAAAGGAAAUUUGAACCAGGGACGCAACGCUUCGAGUUGCACAAGAAGGCCCAGGCUUCCCUCAAUGCAGGGCUAGAUUUGAAAUUGGCUGUCCAGCUGCCACACGGAGAAGAUCAAAAUGAUUGGGUAGCAGUCCACGUGGUAGAUUUCUUCAACCGUAUCAACCUGAUUUAUGGUACCAUCAGUGACAGCUGCACUGAGCAGACCUGUCCAGUUAUGUCUGGGGGUCAGAAAUAUGAGUAUAGAUGGCAGGAUGAUAACCGAUAUCGAAAACCUACUGCUCUUUCUGCUCCAAAGUACAUGAAUUUGUUGAUGGACUGGAUAGAAGUUCAAAUAAACAAUGAGGGAAUAUUCCCUACAAAUGUUGGUACUCCCUUUCCAAAGAACUUCUUACAGGUUGUGAAGAAAAUCCUAUCUAGACUAUUCCGUGUAUUUGUUCAUGUCUACAUUCACCACUUUGAUAGGAUCAUCCACAUGGGAGCUGAGGCUCAUGUCAACACCUGCUACAAGCACUUUUACUACUUUGUUACAGAGUUUAAUCUGAUAGACACCAAGGAGUUGGAACCAUUAAAGGAAAUGACACUGAAGAUGUGCCACUGAGAGAUGAGGCUUCUUGUGCUCACAUCACAUUUCCACUUCCUGCCGUUCACUGUGGAGCCUGUCAAUUAACUGCUGAAUUUAGAACCCUCUGGAACUAGACAGAGGAUAUGUGGAAAAAAAGACUUGUAUUUUUUUUUUUAUAUGAAUAGUUCUAUAUAUAUUUUUUUUUAUAUCUACAUUUCGAUAUCUCGCACUUGAUAUAAGCUGUGACAAUUCAGGACAACUCUUUAUUUUCUAAUACUGUAAAACUGGUUCUAUUUCUCUCUAGAUUUUAUUUUUGUAUUUUGAUGGCAUAACAGCCUUUAUUUGUGGUCUACCUAAUGCAUGCAUAAUUAUGUACUUUCAGUCAUGUAACAUAAACACCAGCUUUGGUUUUCAGCUGCCACUUCACAGCUUGUACUCUGUUGCACAUACUUAACUACAAGACUUUUUAUUUUCUUAUGAAAUAUUAUUAAAUACUAUAAAUAGAUAUUAUGAUUCUUACAUUCCAUUUAUCUUAAAUACAUUAUAAACAUUACCUUUUUUAAUGUAACAUGCACUUCAUUUAAAUUUCAUUAGUUGUAAUGUUAACAGUUUAACACCAAUUUACCCUGCAUAUGUUGGCAUUUUUAAUUUUAGCUUAAAUUGAGUCAAAUUUCAAAACUUUCCAAUUUAAAUAAACAUGUGGAACCAGCCAGAUCUUAAAGGCUCUUGUAGAGUAGGCAACAGUUUUUAUACUGUUGCAUUUUGUUGCCUGUUCAUAACAUUUUAAAUAGUGUUUUCAGGUUCCAUUUAUUUUUUUAAAUGGAUAAAGCACAUAACUCCGGUUUUUAUUUUAAUGACUUGAAUGUAUGUAUUGAAUUCCACAUUCACUGGUACUUUAUACAUGUAAUUUCUGCAAAAAUAUACCACAUCACCAGCCUUGUCCUUAUCUUAAUUGAGCAAGAUAAUUUGUAGCACUAACAUUUUCUUUAUAACAACCAGCAUGGGAUCUAUGUUUACUGGACAUGUGCGUUUAGAAUCUUCAUUAGGAUCUGAAUGCAAAAGAAGGUGGCCACUAGUGGCAUUCUGCUCUUUUCGGAGCCAGAUUUAUUCUUGUUAAAGUUCAACACACUAAGAUCUGUGCAAAUCCAGAUUUUAGUGUGGUGCAUUUUUACAAGAAUAAAUCCGGUUCCGAAAAGAGCCAAAUACGAGCGACCUCCUUCUAUGCACUUUCGAAUCCGAAUGCACGUCUACUGUUUACAUUGCGUCAGUUAUUAAAUGUGAAAUUAGGGUUAAUUUAACAGGUUGUUCCGAUGUCUAUUUUCAAAAAUGGUUAUCAUUUUGUCUCUGAAAGGAGCUCAAAUAUAUUUAUUUUUCUUUUUUAAGGAACUCCACAUUUUGUAUAUGUAUAUGGUUGAUAAAAUGCUAAGAAAGUUUUCUAUUUUCUUACAUAGAAAAAGUAUUUUAAGUGCCUAUGUUUUUGCUAUCAGAAUGAAGAAGUGGUUGUCACUGAAGCUGUAAUAAAUUAUGCAGUGUUUACUAGCUCAA